This is a messenger RNA of Impatiens glandulifera, 1476 nucleotides long. RefSeq names its product arabinosyltransferase RRA2-like. Gene Ontology annotation, molecular function: glycosyltransferase activity. The transcript is spliced from 2 exons. Bases 153 to 1442 code for a protein of 429 amino acids. NCBI's taxonomy places the organism in Eukaryota, Viridiplantae, Streptophyta, Magnoliopsida, Ericales, Balsaminaceae. Gene Ontology annotation, biological process: root hair cell development. The record is from RefSeq and is a predicted model, not a curated record.
UAUAUUCCCAUUUGCCAUUCUCUUUGUGUUUGAAGAUUCAACAAUGCCGGUGGCUGCCGUCGCAAGGAUCGCCGGAAGAAAACGCUUCAACAGUACUCCUUUCCUUGCCGCAAUCUGUCUCUUCCUAGCUAGCUAGCUAGCUAGAUCAAUCAAUGACGGGCCGCAGAGACGGUCUGUUGAAUGGAAUUCGAGGAUCGAGAAUUCUGACCGCCAUUACCAUCGGUUUGGUCCUGGGAUGUAUCUUCGCCUUCGUUUCCCCCAAUGGAUUCUUCUUCGUACCAAAACAAGAAGAAGAUCUAAUAACAAAAUAUACUACUUCACAGGCUGCCUGUGAAUCAUCAUCAUCAUCAUCGGACAGGAUUAAUAUGUUGAAAUCGGAGCUUGUAUCAAUUUCAGAUAAAAACUCAGUUUUAAGUAAACAAAUCAAAACCCUAAGAGAUAGACUUCAAUUGACUGAGAAAACUAAAGAUCAAGCUCAGAAGCAAGUGUUAGUGUUAAACGAACAACACAAAGCUGGUCCUUUCGGUACAGUAAAGGGCUCAAGAACAAACCCUACUGUAAUCCCUGAUGAAUCUAUAAACCCUAGAUUAUCAAAAAUACUGGAGAAACUUGCUAUUAACCGUGAGCUUAUAGUCGCCCUAGCCAAUUCAAACGUGAAAGAUAUGUUAACCGUUUGGUUCACCAACAUCAAAAGAGUAGGGAUACCGAAUUACUUAGUCGUAGCCCUCGACGAAGAAAUCGUGAGUCUCUGCAAAUCGAACCAAGUUCCAUUUUACAAAAGAAACCGAGACGAAGAACGAGUGGAAUCAAUCGGAAGAACAGGCGGUAACCAUGCCGUUUCAGGUUUGAAAUUCCACAUCUUAAGAGAAUUCCUUCAAUUAGGAUACAGUGUUCUUCUAUCAGACGUGGAUAUCAUCUACUUACAAAACCCUUUUGAUCAUAUCUACCGCGACUCCGACAUUGAAUCAAUGUCGGACGGCCACGAUAACAUGACGGCAUACGGGUAUAACGAUGUUUUCGACGAUGUUUCAAUGGCUCGUUACGUUCGUACGAUACGUAUUUGGGUUUAUAAUUCGGGAUUCUUUUACAUAAGACCGAGUGUUCCUUCAAUUGAGCUGUUGGAUCGUGUGGUUGGUCGGCUUUCUAGGGAAGCGGAGGCGUGGGAUCAGGCUAUGUUUAAUGAAGAAUUGUUUUAUCCGUCGCAUUUGGAUUAUGAUGGGCUUCAUGCUUCGAGAAGGACGAUGGAUUUGUAUAUGUUUAUGAAUAGUAAAGUGUUGUUUAAGACGGUGAGGAAAGAUUCUAAAUUGGGAAAUUUGAUGCCUGUGAUUGUUCAUGUUAAUUAUCAUCCGGAUAAGCUUCCCAGAAUGAGAGCUGUUGUGGAAUAUUAUGUCGAUGGGAAGAAGGAUGCUUUGAAUGGAUUUCCUGAUGGGUCUCAAUGGUGACAAUUCAUUUAAUUAAAUGUUGUACUUUUAUAUA